Messenger RNA from Cebus imitator (Panamanian white-faced capuchin), 3652 nucleotides. RefSeq names its product coiled-coil domain containing 89 (gene CCDC89). Bases 1403 to 2515 code for a protein of 370 amino acids. The record is from RefSeq and is a predicted model, not a curated record. Lineage: Eukaryota; Metazoa; Chordata; Mammalia; Primates; Cebidae. The transcript has a single exon.
AUAUUUUUCUCAAUUUAAUUUUUACCUUCAGUGUCCACUUAAUACAUAUUUAUCUGAAUCUCCCCCAUGUGCCAGGCACUAGUCUAAUCAUCGAGGAUGAAAUAGAUACAGUCCCUGCCUUAAGGAUCUCACAGCCUAACAGAGGGAAGCUGGUGGAUAAACAGUGAUUGCAAGAAAGUUUUCACAUCCUCCACCAGAAGUACAAAUAGGCUAUAGUGGAUGCACUAAAAGAUGUGAGUGACCCAUUCGACAUGUAGGGGCCAGGAAAAGGCUUCAGAGAUGAUUCUUAACUAAGAACAAAAAGCUUUACUAGAGUGACAAGGGACAAAGUACAAAAAGGCAUUCCAGAUAGAGGAACACCUAAAGAUAGGGCCAGAGAGCUGGUUAGUGGAUUUGGGUUUGGCUUUGUAGUCUGGUUUGUCUGAGGAGUAAAAUGUCAGGACAAUUCAGUGGAAGAAGGGCCUGGAGAGACCUCAGAAGUUACAUAAUUUAAAAAAUUAUACAUAACUUAAUUUUUUUCAAUGAAGUCUAAUUGAGUAAGCUUUCCUUUUCUGAUCUUACAUAAUGUUUAAAAUCCUUCCUAGCCCCAGAGAUUUGAUGUUUACCUUCAUUUUCUUCUAGUUUCUGUUUACAUUUAAUCCAUCAGGAGUUGACUUUGGCAUAAAAUGGUAAACCUCAUUUGGAUCUUAUUUUUUCUGUUUUAAAGUUUAUAUGGUUCACUAAACUUUCUGUAGCCUUAUUUUGCUAAUGGCUAAAAAUGGCGGUGCUAAAUAUCUAAUAAAGAGUAUCUAUGCCCAGGUGGGAACACGCUAAGGAAAACAAGAGAAAUUUCACAGGGGUUUGCUAUUUUAAUACUUAAAUACCAAAACGGAGGUGUGCCAAACACUACGGGUGCAGACAUGUAGCCUUUUUAGGAUCCUGGCUCUCAGAAUACUACUACUGCUUUGUAUUCAUAGACUGGAAACUUUUGAGGACUCAACCGUGUUUCCACAAACAGUCAUUUAUUUACGUGAUAACAGAGGAGGAGGAAUAUAUAAUUGCCAGCUUCAUUUGUUUAAUACUACCAGAAAUCAGGUGGAGUCAGGUUUCCUCCCCUGAUGCUGGCUGGAGAUUGGGUGGGGUUGGCAUCUCUGUGCUGGACAGGCCACACACUAGACAGCUGACAACUGAGAGCUGUGAUUGGUUAGCAAGGCAAAAGUAACCCGACCAGAUUGGCUCUGGACUCCCUCAGAUUUCCCUGUCGUUACUUCAUAACAUUCUGAAGACCUGGCCACCAAUCACAGGGCUCCUUACUGGAAAAACCAGCUGCUGGGGAGUGCCAAGAGUCCCUAGCAACGCUCUGCAGCCUUUGAAAUCUGAGGGGAAAAGACUGUAGUCAGCUCUUAACUGGAGGAGAGCACCUAUGCCCCAGAAAAGGCAGGCUCCCAGGAUGGACACGCCGCGCCCUGAAGAAUCGUUAGAGAAUCAAAAUGAAAAACUGAACAACCAGGAAGAGGAGAUGGAGUUUAAGGAAAUGGACGGUCUGAGAGAAGCCUUGGCGAACCUCCGAGGACUGUCAGAGGAGGAGAGGAGCGAGAAGGCGAUGCUUCGCUCCCGCAUUCAAGAGCAGUCCCAGCUCAUCUGCAUCCUGAAGCGGAGGUCAGAUGAGGCCCUGGAGCGCUGCAAGAUCCUAGAGCUGCUCAAUGCAGAGCUGGAGCAGAAGAGGAUGCAGGAGGCUGAGAAGCUCAAGGCCCAGGGUGAGUACACUCGGAAGCUAGAGGAACGCUUUAUGACCCUAGCAGCCAACCACGAGUUGAUGAUCCGCUUCAAGGAUGAACACAAGAGUCAGAACAUCAAGCUGAGGGAGGAGAAUGAGAAGCUGAGGCUGGAGAAUAACAGUCUGUUCAGCCAGGCUCUGAAGGAUGAGGAGGCCCAAGUAUUGCAGCUCACCAUCCAGUGUGAGGCCCUCACUGGGGAGCUGAAGACGCUGAAGGAGAGGUGUGCUCAAGAUGCCUGCCAAGCACAGGCCCGCGAGAAGGAGCUGCUGGAGCUACAGAGCCAGCAGGCCUGCACCCACACCAAGGAGACAGAACAGCUGCGCAGCCAGCUGCAGAGCCUCAAGCAGCAGCACCAGCAGGCUGUGGAGCAGAUGCUGAAGGCAGAGGAGACACACAGCAGCCUGAGCCAGGAGCUGCAGGCCAGGCUGCAGACCGUCACUAGAGAGAAAGAGGAGCUGCUGCAGCUGUCCAUGGAAAGGGGUAAAGCGCUUCAGAACAAACAGGCUGAGAUCCGCGUGCUUGAGGAGAAGUUGGAGAUGGCAAAUGAGGCCAGGAGGCAAGCACUGGAGCGGUUUGAGCAAGAGGCAGUGGCCGUGGACAGCAACUUGAGAGUCAGGGAGCUUCAGCGCAAAGUAGAUGGGAUCCAGAAGGCCUAUGACGAACUCAGGCUGCAGUCUGAAGCCUUCAAAAAGCACACCCUGGAUCUUUUAAGCAAGGAGAGAGAACUCAACACCAAACUCCGCCAUCUCUUUCCAUAAUGAGUUCCUGCUUCCUCUGGCCUCCAAUUCAGAAUUCAAAUAUUUGUGUCUUAGCAUUACGGCAAGAGUAAAGUUGAUAUCCCAUUUAUUAUACUUUAAAGCACAAAAGGCAACGCAAAGAAAAGCUACUUUACUGUGAUAUUGCUGUUUUUAUUGUAAAGCUAUUAUUUUUCAGUUCUGCCACUUAGAAUACACAAGAUUUGCCAGAUUUCCUUCUGUGCCGUAGAAAUCUCCCUGAAUUUACUAGUGAUAUCUUCUCCUACCCCAUAACUUACUCAUUCUCAACCUCAGAUAUCUUCAUAUAUGUUAGGGUUUUAAAUUAGCAGCUUCUAUGAUUUAAGCCAAUCUAAAUGCAGUGAGAUGUGCCAUUGUGAAAAAUAAUUAGUACAAUUACCCAUUGUAGAUAGGCUUAUAGUCUCCCAUAGUUGAGAUUGUAAGCAAACAGGUGUCAUCAUACUAGGGUGAAUACUUUGCAGACAAAAAUGGUGUCUGACUUUAUUUUGCACUAGCUUGGAAAAUGAUUGAGAUCUUUAACAAAGUAGGUCAAUUUUAUUCUAUAUGAGCAAUAUGCUUCAAAUAAGUUACAUAAAACAAUUUUUAUUUUUUCUGCAAGCUUAGAUAAUAUUCCCUUUUUUGUUUUCUCUUUAAAAAGAGGAUUUGUAUGUACAAUAAUGCAAAUAUCAGUAGCCUAAUUUAAUAUUGCACAAUAUGCUAAUAGACAAUUAGACAAUUUGGGGUACCAAAUCAUAGCAGAUGAUAUGAUCUAUUAUAGUAACUCAGAAAUUGUUUUCUGUUUCUAUUAGCAUAUUUUUUUGUAAUUAAAUAUUUCUUUUUUAAAAAAACUAAGCUGAAUGUGUAUAUGUAUGCUUGCAGCAUUUUUGUAGUAAUACCUACAUUUUGUAAGAAUAGUUAUAAAAACAUGAUAGUUAUAUAUAUAUAUCCAUGUAAAGUUCUUAAAGAAGUUCUCAAAGGUAGUUACAUUUUAUUUCUGUAUUUAUUGAUAAACAUUAUUAUGAAUACCUCUCAAAAUAGAUUUUAUUUUUCUCACCCAUUUUGGCGAAGGCUACCAAGUUACAUAAUGAAUUUACUUAAAAAAUAUGUCUUGGUACCUUUUUAAUAAAACCAUUUCCAAGCAAG